Fopius arisanus is the source of this 2163-nucleotide messenger RNA. RefSeq names its product Tetraspanin 97E (gene Tsp97E). The transcript is spliced from 6 exons. The coding region runs from base 490 to 1173 and encodes 227 amino acids. Gene Ontology annotation, cellular component: plasma membrane. The record is from RefSeq and is a predicted model, not a curated record. NCBI's taxonomy places the organism in Eukaryota, Metazoa, Arthropoda, Insecta, Hymenoptera, Braconidae.
UCCGAUAUUCCAUAAAUAUAAAAAACCUAAACCGAGAGAAUAACAUCAACUGCGUCUCAAUCGAAAUAAUGACUGAAAAAAAAUAAACGAGAAGAAAAAAUCAGACUAGAAUUUCAUCAUAAAUUAGAUCAAUUGCCAGCACCAGCUACCACCAUGUGAAAUGAUGAAGAGAGAUAUCGAUCCCAGACCCCCACCUACACCACAAUCUGAGGAAACCAGAGAGAGAAAGAGAUAUUGCCAGCUGAGGCACUUGGAUGAGUAGUACACCACCAAAAGGUCGGGCACCAUUUGCCUCCAUGUUGAAACUCCCUGGGACAAAGUGUACGACAAUUAUCUAUUUGUAUCAAUUGUUUUUAAAUAAAUGAAUCAAUAAUCAUACAAUUGAUAAUUCAAUUGUGCUUCCAGUGGUGUUUGACGAAUGAUUCUACGACUUGAUGAAUCAAUAAGAAGAAAGAUUCAUUAGGCUCUUGAUUAUAGACAGUUGAUAAGAUGUGUGGAAGUUUCACGUGCUCCAAAAAUGCUCUGACAGCAUUAAAUAUUCUCUACAUCGUCGUUGCUUUCAUCCUGAUUGGAGUUGCUGUCUAUGGAAGGGCCUCAGCCCUCGUCACCAAUCUACCAAUUAUUGGGGGAAUUCUCGCUUGUGGAGUUAUUCUUAUUCUCAUAUCGAUAUUGGGACUCAUCGGUGCUGUCAAGCAUCAUCAAGUGCUGCUCUUCUUCUACAUGCUCAUCCUCUUUCUGCUGUUCCUCGUGCAGUUCAGCAUCGCUUGUGCAUGUCUUGCUGUGAAUACUAAGCAGCAGGAGGAAUUGGCUGAGCAGGGAUGGAAACGCGUUAGUCCUCAUAUCAAGGAGCAGGUGCAGACCACCUUCACCUGCUGUGGAUUCAAUGAUUCAUUGCCACUUGAUGAUCCUGCCAUGAGCAGACCCUCCUGUGAAGUCGUUAACAAAAUCUGCUGUCCAGGCCCCAGCAUCGAUCCAGACUGUUCCUGCAAGCCCUGCAUGGAGAAACUCCAGUCAACAAUUGAUUAUGCAUUUAAACUCUGCGGAGGCAUCGGCCUUUUCUUCAGUUUUACUGAGGUGAUUGCUGCAUUUCUGGCAAGACGCUAUCGGAAUCAAUUGGAUCCUGACGAGAAAGCUACGAGAUCUUUGUUCCCGAGACUCAAUUAUGUUUACUGAUUGACGAGAAUUUGGAAUUCAUCAAUCGAUCAAAUGGAAAUCCAAAAAUACUAAUCAAAAUUCUGGAACAUACAUAAGUUAAUGUAUUAUAGAAGUUAAGGAGAUCAAGAUGAUUUAGGCAGAUUUUUUUUCAAUUUUAUCGGGAGGAACUAGAGGACUGGGGUAAAUGGACAGUCUUGACUACUUCAAAAUGAAUUUCAGCCGCGAAGUGGUAAAAUAUGAUGAGUAAUUUAUCGAAAGAACAUCUAAAAAAAAUAUCGCAGAAGCUUUUUUUUUGUUGGGAAUUGCAUCAGUUGCGAGGGGCGAAUUUUUUUCGAACUGACCGGUAAUUAAGGAAAAUUAUAGAGUUGAUUAAUUAUUUUACCACUUCGCUACUGAAUUUAAAUGACGAAUUUUUGAAUACAUGAGACGAUUUUAUCUUCUAAUGAAGGAUUUUUCAAGAAUUCCGAGGUGUAAAUAUUUUAGAAAGGGUCAGGGCUGUUCAUGAGUCCUUUAUAGGAGCCAUACGUAAUUUUUGUAAACCGUGGACAUUAAUUUUCAAUAUUUCGAACGUGUAAAUUUUUUGGAAGGUAAUAAUAGUCAUAUAAUGUGCUCUAGUCAGCCACAGAUAAUAGUUUUAGGCCGUGAGGACAAAAGAGUAUAAACCUCGAAGCGCCUUGCCUUCGAGGAUUCUCGAGAUUUUACGUAAACAUUUGUUUAUUAUUAUUAAAAUUUGUAUAUGAUUUUUAACGCCUGAUUUUUUAAUGCAUUGAUUAAGUUUGGGUGUAUCGGUUCAUCCAGACUAAUCAAUUGGUGUGGUCAAUUAAUAUACGUUUACGAUUAUUUUCAAUUCUUCCUUCAUCGCGCAUUAUCGUACUGUUAUACUAUGAUGUCAAAUGUAGAUGUAGACGCGGCAUUUCAACAUGAUGUUCUGUUCAUUGUGUUGAAUGUUACAAACUUGCUUCGAGUUUAUGCAAUAAACUAUGAUAAUAAAAAAACAUAUGAGCAGAA